AUGCCUUCUACUUUAUCACAAAAAUCAGUUGAGUCUUCUAACUCUGAACAAUCUCCUGUUGGGAAAGUUGAGAUAGCAGGAGAUGGUGGUGAAUUUAUCAUAAUAAAUAAUCAUAAAUAUUAUAGACAUGAUUUAAUGGCUGCUUUUGGUGGUACAUUGAACCCUGGAGCUGCACCUUAUCCAACUUUUAAUAUCAAUUCAGCACCUGUUGGUUUAUGUGGUUUUGCUUUAACAACUUUUGUUUUAUCACUUUAUAAUGCUCAAGCAAUGGGAAUCAAAAUUCCUAAUGUUGUUGUAUCAUUGUGUUGUUUUUAUGGUGGUGGUGUUCAAUUUCUUGCUGGAAUGUUUGAAUGGUUAAGUGGUAAUACUUUCGGGUUAACUGCUCUAACAUCUUAUGGAGCAUUUUGGCUUUCUUUUGCUACGAUUUAUAUUGAUAGUUUUGGUAUUGGUGCAGCUUAUGAAAGCACAGAUCAAUUGGGUAAUGCUGUUGGAUUUUUUUUACUUGGUUGGGCUAUUUUCACAUUGAUGAUAUUCUUAACCACUUUAAAAUCUACUGUUUCUUUCAGUAGUUUAUUUUUCUUUUUAUUUCUUACAUUUUUAUUAUUAGCUGGUGGAGAAUUAUCAGGAAGAGUUGGCGUUUCAAGAGCUGGUGGUGUUAUGGGUAUUAUAACAGCUUUUAUUGCAUGGUGGAAUGCACUUGCCGGUACAGCUACUCCACUCAAUUCUUAUGUCCAACCAUAUUCAAUUCCUUUACCAGGAAAUGUAUUGUUUGGUAAAGCUAAGUAA
Insectozyma verbasci is the source of this 786-nucleotide messenger RNA. Lineage: Eukaryota; Fungi; Ascomycota; Pichiomycetes; Serinales; Debaryomycetaceae. The record is from the annotation of a GenBank genome assembly.